GCCACAAAAAUUUAAAAAAGGGAAAAUUUUGAAAUUGUUCAAUGAAGACUGGCUACUGCCUACACAUGCAAUGAACAAGCACCGGUCAGGAGAGCAAAGGCCACAUAGCCGCUAGCCAAGGUGUAUCGGCCUGCAAGAGUUCUGUUGUUCUCUGACCUGUCUGAAGGCGUUCAUUUCGGUCUUCGCUGAACUCAGAGGCAACAACCAUGGCAGCGUCUUUCUCGACUACAUUUUCUAUUCUCUUCACAAGAAGCACAACUGCCAGCAAAUCUUUUGCUUCAUAUUCCACCUCAUCUUCAUUUCCUCGCAUCAAUUCCGUCCCGCGGAAAUUUCAAAUCAGGGCAACAACUUCGUCUGCACCUACCGUUUCUCCUGCUGCAACCACCUCCGUGGGGGUCGAUGCAUCCCCAGCCUCAGUCACUGCCUCUAAACCCUUGCCCUUUCGGGUCGGUCAUGGAUUCGAUCUCCAUCGUCUAGAGGCUGGUUAUCCCUUAAUUAUCGGGGGAAUUAACAUCCCUCACGAAAGAGGGUGCGAAGCUCAUUCCGAUGGGGAUGUGCUGCUUCACUGUGUGGUCGAUGCCAUCCUUGGGGCGCUUGGUCUUCCUGAUAUAGGGCAGAUAUUUCCGGACUCAGAUCCGAAGUGGAAGGGUUGCGACUCCUCUGUUUUCAUCAAAGAAUCUGUGAGACUUAUGCAUGAAGCAGGUUACGAGAUCGGAAAUUUGGAUUCUACAUUGAUACUUCAAAGACCAAAACUAAGCCCGCACAAAGAGGCCAUCAAGGCCAACUUAUCUGCGCUGCUUGGAGUCGAUCCUUCUGUGGUAAAUAUCAAAGCAAAGACUCAUGAGAAAGUUGACAGCCUUGGUGAGAAUAGAAGUAUAGCAGCUCACACAGUGGUCCUUCUGAUGAAGAAGUAGAGGCUGGAAAUUGUAUUGGGGAAAGGAAAAAAAAAAAAAAGAGUUAUGCUAUGCUCAAUAUAUAUUGUUGUGAAAUCUAUGAAUCAUGCUUUAUUACCAUUUUUGGUUUUGCUGCUUAUACAAAUCAAAUGGAGCCUGCAUAAUACUUGGUUUGAA
Messenger RNA from Prosopis cineraria, 1070 nucleotides. Its product is annotated as 2-C-methyl-D-erythritol 2,4-cyclodiphosphate synthase, chloroplastic. Gene Ontology annotation, molecular function: 2-C-methyl-D-erythritol 2,4-cyclodiphosphate synthase activity. Bases 207 to 914 code for a protein of 235 amino acids. Lineage: Eukaryota; Viridiplantae; Streptophyta; Magnoliopsida; Fabales; Fabaceae. The transcript is spliced from 3 exons. The record is from RefSeq and is a predicted model, not a curated record. Gene Ontology annotation, biological process: terpenoid biosynthetic process.